CAGCACUGAUUGGGAUCAUCUGUGUUUAACGCGGGAAAGAACAACAAGACGCAUUCGUACGGAAUAUAAAUAUUAUUGCUAUCCAUUCAUCCAUUGAAUUAAUUAGUGUACAAUAUGGUCGAACGCAUUGAAGACUUGAAUCUGCCUAAUGCUGUGAUUGCGCGAUUGAUCAAGGAAGCCCUGCCCGAUGGCUCCAAUGUCAGCAAAGAGGCGCGUGCCGCAAUCGCAAAAGCCGCUUCCGUAUUUGCAAUAUUUAUAACAUCGUCCUCAACGGCACUGGCGCACAAGCAGAACCACAGGACCAUUACAGCGAAGGAUAUUUUGCAAACGCUAAACGAACUGGACUUUGAGAGCUUCGUCCCAUCGCUCACCCAAGAUCUGGAGGUCUACCGAAAGAUGGUUAAGGACAAAAAGGAGAGUAAAGCCAACAACAAGAAAGAUGCUUCAACUGGAGAUGCCACAGCAAGUAGCAGCUCAGCGGUAGUAGUUGCAGAUAGUGAAGAAGCCGCCUAAUAAUGGAAUGGAGCAGUCAGCGUGUUUAAUAAAAAACUUGUUUUAUACCGGGUCUAUUUACAAAUAAGAAUACUUAGUAUUAAUAAUAGCAACGCAUUUUUCUCUUUAGGUAUAGUGAGUCUAGCUAAUAAAUAUAUAAACCAUAAGAUGAAUAUUUAAGUUAUAAUGUGUUUGGUACUGAUUGUAAAAGCCAUAGACCUUAUAUCAUUGUAAAAACUAAAUUUAUAAUAAAUUACUUUGAAGAAAAA
This is a messenger RNA of Drosophila mojavensis, 761 nucleotides long. RefSeq names its product DNA polymerase epsilon subunit 3 (gene Chrac-14). Gene Ontology annotation, molecular function: chromatin DNA binding; protein heterodimerization activity. The transcript has a single exon. Lineage: Eukaryota; Metazoa; Arthropoda; Insecta; Diptera; Drosophilidae. Gene Ontology annotation, cellular component: CHRAC; epsilon DNA polymerase complex. Gene Ontology annotation, biological process: heterochromatin formation; DNA damage response; leading strand elongation. The coding region runs from base 115 to 513 and encodes 132 amino acids. The record is from RefSeq and is a predicted model, not a curated record.